AGGACUCCAACCUGUGGCUCGCUCCCUGGCUCCUUGGCGCCCGCCAGGCCUCCCCCGCCCCUCGCUCAGCCAAAGUCCUUUCAAACAAGGUUCCCUCCUGCCACCUGCCGGCCCACUAGGGUCUGCGCCACCGCCGCGCCGCCGCCGCUGCGCAGCUCGCUGGGAGGCGCCCCCGCCUCCUCACCGCACAUGCCCGGCAGAAGUCCUGCGCGCAACUUUGCAGCGCCUCCCCCGUCUCCCCUCGCCUCAGUCUCCUCUGUCCUCUCCCAGGCGAGAGGACCGCAGAGGCACCUCUCCCGAGGCUGAGACUCGAGAGAGGAGCCCGCGAGGAGGCGGCUUCCCCCCUUCUCUCCCCAUCCCUUCCUCCCUCGCAGACAGGCAGGCAGAGGCGCGGAGCUCCAGAAAGUUGAGUGGUCAGAGAGGCAGGCUCUCUCCUCUCUGCCCUCCCAGCGAGGUGGGGCUGGGACCUCCGGACCCAGCUUCUCACCUUGCGAGGUGCACCUUUUUCGGCUCCAGCAGCCCCUGCGCGCCGGAGCCACUCUCCGCAGAGCCAGAGGGCAGCGGGUCGGCCUCCCGGUGCGCGCCUAGGAGAUGGAUCGCAGGUUCCGGGCUCAGCAGUGGCGCCGAGCUCGCCACCAUUACAACGAUCUGUGCCCCUCCAUCGGCCGCCGGGCCGCCACCGCGCUCCUCUGGCUCUCCUGCUCCAUCGCGCUGCUCCGCGCCCUCGCCACCUCCAACACCCGCGCCCACCAGCGCGCGGCCACCCAGCAGCGCCGGACCUUCCUCAACGCCCACCACCGCUCCGCCACCCAGGUGCUCCCCGAGCCCCCCGAGUCCCUCCCCGAGCCGGAGGGGGCAGCCCGAGCCCUGCCCCUCCCCGGGUGCCCGGAUUACGAGGAAGACUUCGACUACGAGUCCGAGUCCGACUUUGACUCCGACUUCGACUUCGACACCGAGACGGAGACCGCCCCCACCACCGAGCCCGAGACCGAGCCCGAGGACGAGCGCGGCCCCGCGGUGCCCAAGCAGAGCACCUUCGGCCAGUCGCUCACUGAGCGGCUGCACGCUCUGAGGCUGCGGAGCCCCGACGCCUCCCCGAGUAGCGCGCAGCCCAGCACUCGGGAGCCCCAGCCCGGGGACAAGGCUCGCAGGGGCCCCGGAGAGCCCGCGGAGCCAAAAAAGGAGAAGCAGCAGCAGCGCCGCUGCAAGCCCAAGAAGCCCACCCGCCGCGACCCAUCCCCGGAGUCCCCUUCCAAGAGGGGACCCAUCCCCAUCCGGCGCCACUAAUGGAGGACUCGGUCCAGAUUCUCCUUGUUUUCUUUGAUUCAGGUGAGCUGCCCACCGCGAAAGUGGGGAGGCUGGGGUCGGUGCGGGAGCUGCGGGCGGCAGGGAAAGAGGAGGAAGGUGGGAAGACCGUGGGCACAGCCAGCCAGCCCGGGAAGUGAGGGGCCAGGGCGAGCCCUGAAGGGCUCCCCAAAUCACCCCAGUGCGCCGGAGGGCGGCCGGGUGGCCAAAGGCUUGUGGGACGGCGGGGGGCUCCUCGCACCCC
This is a messenger RNA of Phyllostomus discolor (pale spear-nosed bat), 1549 nucleotides long. Its product is annotated as neuroendocrine secretory protein 55-like. Bases 592 to 1287 code for a protein of 231 amino acids. NCBI's taxonomy places the organism in Eukaryota, Metazoa, Chordata, Mammalia, Chiroptera, Phyllostomidae. The transcript has a single exon. The record is from RefSeq and is a predicted model, not a curated record. Gene Ontology annotation, biological process: response to parathyroid hormone.